This is a messenger RNA of Lactuca sativa (garden lettuce), 1433 nucleotides long. Its product is annotated as putative clathrin assembly protein At4g40080. Gene Ontology annotation, cellular component: clathrin-coated pit; clathrin-coated vesicle. Gene Ontology annotation, molecular function: 1-phosphatidylinositol binding; SNARE binding; clathrin heavy chain binding. The record is from RefSeq and is a predicted model, not a curated record. NCBI's taxonomy places the organism in Eukaryota, Viridiplantae, Streptophyta, Magnoliopsida, Asterales, Asteraceae. Gene Ontology annotation, biological process: clathrin-dependent endocytosis; clathrin coat assembly; vesicle budding from membrane.
AUAGUUUAUAAUUAGUCCCUUGAUUUAAUUUAAAGGAACAUAAUAUAAAAACUUUGUUUGACGUUUUUAGUAGUAUAAAACUACAAAUAUAUCUUCUUUUGAUAAAACUUUUCUUGGGACAUCCACUAUGAUCGAUCAAACGGUCAAUUCUCUCUCCUUCUAAAUCUCUCCCACUCUCUCUCUAAUAUUUAGCUUCGAAUUCAUCCAUGGCGGAUCAUUGGGUGGCAUAACAACGAUGAGAGAACUUAUAGGCAUCGUUAAAGACAAAAUCUCGCUUUCAAAGCUUGCUCUUCUCUCCAAACCCCAAACCUUAUCUCUCCACGUCGCCGUCCUCCGCACCACAUCCCACUCACCAUCAACUCCUCCCAAUGACCACCACCUCGCCACCCUCCUUUCUCUUGGAGACAGCUCACGCGCCACCGCUUCCAUCAUUAUCCACUCCAUAAUGAACCGCCUCCACCGCACCAACGACUCCUACGUCGCCCUCAAGUGUCUCCUCACCAUCCACCACAUCAUCAAACGCGGCCCUUUUAUUCUCAAAGAUCAGCUCUCCGUUUUCUCCUCUGCCGGCGGUCGUAACAAUCUCAAACUCUCCGGUUUUCGCGACGGCGCGUCGGCUACCACGUGGGUUCUCUCCGCUUGGGUCCGGUGGUAUGCUCGAUACCUCGAAACGUUACUUUCCACGUCGAAAAGCCUCGGUUUUGUUGUAUGUUCGUCUUCUUAUUCGGUGUUAGAGAGAGAAAAACAACAAGAUUCGAUCUCAUCUUACAUGAACUCGGAUUUGAUCAGAGACUUUUGCUCGUUGGUGACUUUGAUCGAAGAAAUCUGCAAAGUACCCGAUAAUCUUCUCGUAGAACGAGACAAGUUGUUGCACAGUGUCAUGGAGCUUCUGGCUAACGAUUACCUGUCGUCGGUGAACGAGAUCCUACUUCGACUCAGUGAGUUUAGAGAAAGGCUUGGUCUUCUGAGUUUCAACGAGUCGGUCGAGUUGGCUUCUGGUUUGGACAGAUUAACAGCUUGCAAAGAUAAAUCAUUACAACUAUUUUCAAUUAGAAAACCGUCAGUUGAGACCCUUUGGGAAAUGAUUGAAGAAUUGAAUAAUAAAUUUGGAUUUGUAAAGUUACAGAAAUUGAGGAGGGAUAGUGGAAGUGAGUCAGCUCGGUUCGGAGACCGAGUUUUAGUGACUCGUGAUCCCAUGAAGUUCUCAUCUGGUCGAUUGAGAUUGAACUAUGGUAGUUGAUUGUUUUUUUUUUUUUUAAUGUUUAAAUGUUUUUUAAUAAUAUUUGCUAGUAAAGUGUCAAAACGUCAUUCGAUUAGCGGAUUAGGUGAAAGAUUUGUGCAUAUUUGGAUAGAGAUGAUGAGAUAUUUUUUACAUUGAAUAUAGUAUUGAAUUGUUAAUUAAAAACGAUUAAUGUAGACAAUUUAUUUGGAAA